This is a messenger RNA of Magnolia sinica, 1633 nucleotides long. RefSeq names its product hydroxymethylglutaryl-CoA lyase, mitochondrial-like. Gene Ontology annotation, molecular function: hydroxymethylglutaryl-CoA lyase activity. The coding region runs from base 171 to 1472 and encodes 433 amino acids. The record is from RefSeq and is a predicted model, not a curated record. The transcript is spliced from 9 exons. Lineage: Eukaryota; Viridiplantae; Streptophyta; Magnoliopsida; Magnoliales; Magnoliaceae. Gene Ontology annotation, biological process: ketone body biosynthetic process; L-leucine catabolic process.
GGUUCGUCUACCAAACCCUUUCAAAACAACUCCCCUUCUCACGUUAUAUCAUUUUCUACCCUUCUCUCUCUCACCUACUCCUCUGUCUUCCCGUUUUGCCCCUCUUUUAUUCUCCCUCUCUUCCCCCAAUCUGCAUCGAUAUCAAGCCCCUUCUCAAUUCCAGCUCCGCAAUGUCGAGUUUAGAGGAACCGCUUGCUCUUGACAAGAUGCCCAAUUUGAACGGAAUUGGUAGGCUUGAAAGGUUCUCCUCUAGUGUUUGCAGGCCUAGAGUUGAUGAAGCAGAAAUGGGAAAUUGCUUGAUUGAAGGAAGAAGUUGCAGCUCUUCCAACAGUUGCAAUGAAGAAUACACAAGAGAGACAUUUGCAUGGAGAAGACAAACAAGGGACAUGUUCCGAGGAGACCCAUUAAGUCCAAGGACCACGUGCCUUGGUAGGAGUCAAAGGGUUUUUGACAAUGUUUGUGAUUCAUUGUAUGUGCAGGAAUGUCACUAUAGCACAUGCAAUGACAAGGACAUAAGAAAUCUGACAAAUAAGUUUUUAAGAGGUAUACCAAGGUUUGUAAAGAUUGUGGAAGUUGGACCUAGAGAUGGAUUGCAAAAUGAGAAGAAUAUUGUACCUACGGCUGUAAAGAUAGAAUUGAUCCAAAGGCUGGUUUCUGCUGGAUUGGCUGUUAUUGAGGCUACAAGCUUUGUCUCACCAAAAUGGGUGCCACAGCUAGCAGAUGCAAAGGAUGUGAUGGGAACAAUUCGGAAUGUGGAGGGCGUGAGGUUUCCUGUGUUAACACCUAACCUUAAAGGUUUUGAAGCUGCAGUUGCAGCUGGUGCCAAGGAAGUUGCUGUAUUUGCGUCAGCUUCUGAGUCCUUUUCAAAGUCUAACAUUAAUUGCAGUAUUGAGGAUAGCCUCGCUCGUUAUCGUGAUGUUGCUGCUGCUGCCAGAAAACACUCCAUUCCUGUUCGUGGCUAUGUCUCGUGUGUUGUCGGAUGUCCUGUCGAAGGAGUAGUUCCUCCAUCGAAAGUUGCAUACGUGGCUAAAGAGCUUUACGAUAUGGGCUGCUUCGAAAUCUCCCUUGCUGAUACUAUUGGUGUGGGUACUCCUGGCACUGUUAUCCCGAUGCUCGAAGCAGUGAUGGAUGUUGUCCCGGUUGAGAAGCUUGCUGUCCAUUUUCAUGACACAUAUGGGCAAUCUCUUGCAAAUAUUCUCGUCUCCCUCCAAAUGGGAAUCAGCACGGUGGAUUCGUCUGUUUCUGGCCUUGGCGGAUGCCCGUACGCCAAGGGCGCCUCCGGCAAUGUCGCUAGUGAGGAUGUCGUGUAUAUGCUUCACGGGCUCGGCAUAAAGACCAAUGUUGAUCUCAGCAAGCUCAUGUCAGCUGGAGAGUUCAUCUGCAAGCAUCUGGGCUGCCAGUCUGGUUCAAAGACCACUGUUGCUUUGGGCAAAAAUCAAAGCAGAUGCCCCCAAGAUGUAAAGCUAAUGUGAGUCGAUCAUCACCCUUCAUUUCAUUAGACUCAUGAAAGAGCGUCUACUAUUGUUAUAAACACGUUGAUGAAUGACUUAGCUAUCCCUUUGGCUAGCUAAUGAAUUUUGUCACUAAUAUAUUUCACGGAAAUAUGAAUAAAAUGAUCCUACAGUUCCUGAUA